Messenger RNA from Rotaria sp. Silwood2, 1173 nucleotides. The record is from the annotation of a GenBank genome assembly. NCBI's taxonomy places the organism in Eukaryota, Metazoa, Rotifera, Eurotatoria, Philodinida, Philodinidae.
AUGGAAGAUUCUAUUGACGAAUAUUUAGAUGAUCCUAAUUUAAGUAUUCCAGAUAUGAUUAAAAAAUAUGAUGUACUUAUGACAAAUGGUGAAAAAAAAAAACCAAAACAUAAUUUCCGUUGUGUUGUAUGUAAUGGAAGAGCAUUCGGAUAUAAUUUUGAUCAGAUAUCAUGUGGAAGUUGUAAAGCUUUUUUUCGACGAAAUGCUUUAAGAGACACGAAUGAAUUACAUUGUCGAUUUUCUGGUAAUUGUAGUAUAACAGUAGAAACUCGACGACAUUGUUCAUCGUGUCGAAUAAAAAAAUGUUUCGCUGUGGGUAUGAGAAAAGAAUCGAUACGAAGUGAACAAGAAAAAUUUAUGAAACGUCUUCAAUUAAACAAAACUCGUCGCAGUAGAUGUCCUGAGAAAACAAUCGAAGUUCCAGCUUUAAUGUCACUUGGAAAUUCAAGUAUUGUAAUGAUAUUAAGUUCAACAGAUCGAACACACAUUAAUAAUGUAACACAUUGUUAUGAUCAAUUUAGUGGUGAACCUAGUUCAUCAACAUAUUGUUCAACACCGGAAGUUCUUUAUUUACGUAUAGAUGAAUUUUUUAAUCGUAAAAAACCAAUUUUUAUUAAUUUUAUAUCUUAUUUUAAACAUUUACCUGAAUUACAAACUCUACAUGUUGAUGAUCAAGUAUCAUUAAUUAAACAAAAUAUUCGUCUUUUAAUACCAUUGAAUUAUGCUAUACUUAAAACACCUAUUAGUUCAAAGUUUCGUAGUACAUAUAUUCAAACCGUUGGUUGUAUUAAUAACAUUAAUUUACAUCACAUGUUUCAAUCAUUAUCAAAUUCUUUUGUUGACUUUGUCACAUAUGAUCCAAUUAUGAUUAAGUUAUUAAUGAUUAUUCUAUUUUUUACUACUAAUCCGUUAACAACAAGAUCUAUAUAUGAUGCAGCACAAUACAAACAGUUAGAUAAUAUAAAACAGAUUCAAUCAUCAUAUACUGAACUAUUAUGGUUAUAUAUGCUUGAGAAAUGUGGUGAACAAAAUGCAAUAAUAUUAUUUACAAGGAUGAUCACAAAAUAUUUAUAUCUUCAAAUUAUAAUUGACGGAAUUGAUUCAAUCAUUCGCAUGAAUAAUGAUAUACAUAAGAUUGAUUCAUUAAUACAAUCAUUUUUACAACUAACAUAA